AUGGAUCAACAAUUAACAACACCUGUUCCACAACAACAGCAACAACAACAAGAUAUUAAUAUUAAAGAUUUGUUAAACAAGAUUGAAAAUGUUGCACUCAAGAAUACCAAAUCAAAAGAAUGUCUUGACUUGUUAAAACUAUUGUAUAGAAUAACAAUCAAUUACUAUAAAACAAAUAAUAAUAAUAGUAGUAGUAGUAGUGGUAAAAAGAAUCAUCACAAUAAGAAAAGGAAUCAUCAUCAUCAACAACAACAACAAUCAAUCAUUUUACCAAAUGCUUUAAAAGCAAACCCUGUAUUUAUAGAAAAGUUAACAACGGUUUUGAUUGAUCCAAAUUCACCAUUACGUGUUAAAACAUUAUCAUUAUCGAUUAUAUCAAAGAUAUCAACCAAUGAACCUCAAUUAUUACAUAAAAAUUUAAAAACAUUUUUUAAUGAUCAUAAAGUAUUAUCAUUAUUAUUAUCAUUGAUGAUAACAAGUGGUAGUGGAAAUGCAUCAUUGUUUAUUGGUACCAUUCCAUUCAUCGCUCAAUCAAUAUUGGAACCAUUAUUAAGAUCGUCUUCAUUACCAUUCCUAUCAACCUUUGUUAGACAUUAUUCCGAUAGCAUACCAAUGUCUCAAAUCAAACCAAUUGAAAGUCAAUUGGGUCAAUUUCUUUCACAUGCCAGUUUGGUUUCUGAUCAAAAACAAUCAAAUACUGGAUUUUUUAAAAUUGGACAACAAGGAGCAGCACCAGUAACAGAAAUGGAUGGAUCAAUAUCGAUUGAAUUUUUUACAGUAUUGAAUAAUUCUCAAGUCUAUACAGAGGAUCAAUCAUUUAAUAUUUAUUCAUUCUCUAUGCUAUAUGUUUGGUUGACAAAUCUAUAUAAUCCACAAAAACAACAACAACAACAACAAUCACAACAACAACAAAUUGGAGGCGAAACACCACCACAAACACCAAGAGAAAUUGGAUCAGCACUAUCAAAUAGAGUUUUAAAUCCAAAUUUUCAAUCCAUCAUUGUAUCCUAUUGUCUAAGAAUUAUUGAUCAAUCAAAACUUAGACCUAUUCAAGAUGAAAAAAGCGGUGGUGCUAUUGAUAAUAUAGCUGUUAUUGCAUUGCUAGAGAGUAUUAGAAUAUUGGAUUUCCUUUGUUGUAUGGAUAUCAAUUUGGUACCAAAAAUCUUUCCAACCGUUCAAAAGGCCUAUCAACUUCAUAUUCCAUCUAGUAGGAAUACAAAUGCAAACUCUGGUCAUGUAUUAUUAGCUCUUUUACAAUUUUUUGUAAAUCAUAGUCAUACUCUAAUCUAUGAUCCAGAACCUUUAUUUAGAGCUUAUUUUCAAACUUUUUUACCAAAAACUUAUAUGAAUUCAUUUGUAUCAUUUGAAACAUUAAAUUUUUGUUUAAAAAAUAAGGAAAAGUUAUUAGAGAAUUCAAAUGUAUUUGGAUUAUACUUUCCACCUAUAUUUAAAUGUUUGGCAUGGUUUCCUCAUAGUUUAAUUGGAGAGUUUAGUGAAUUGCUGCCAUCAUUAAUUUCACCAAAUACUUUUAUUGAAGUAUUUCAUUUACUUUUGGAUUUACCUUUAUUAACCUCUUCAAUGGAAAGUGUUUUAGUUGAACAAAGAAAAUAUGCAACAAUGGGAGGAAUAGAUAUAAAUGAUUUAAAUGAUACAGCAUGGAGCGAAUAUAGAGUUUUAUAUAAUUAUUUAUUAAGAAAUGAAAGUGGAGUAUCGAUUAAUUUUUGGUCAACUACAACAUUGCCACUACUUCAACAAUUUUGUAGAAAGACACCUGUAACGCCAAGAACCAUUGGAUCAUGUGAAUUGGUACCUGCAUUGUUACAUAUUUAUUUUGACAUUUUAUUGGCCUAUGGUGACAAGACUAUAUUUAGAUCGUUGUUGCCAGUUGUAUUUGAACGUGUCGAACAAAUGUUUCCAUUUGAACCAUAUCAACGAUCUGUUAAACAAACUCUUAUUACAGAGAUCAUGUCCAUCUUUAAUCAAUAUCCAUCGUUGGUAGUAGAUGAAAAGGAUCUUUUGGUACAAAUCAUCACCGAAGGUAGAGGUGGAGGAAUCGAUAUGACACAAUGCUUGUGUUGGAUCAUUGGAGAGUACAGUAGUGCAAGUAUCUGUACAGAAAUUACUCCAACCAUUUUCAAUGACUAUCACGAAGCACUCGAAUUGAUUGCCUAUGAACGUAUCAAUAUGAUGAAAAUGGAAUCACUCUCUAGUGUCUCUAAUUCAUCACUUAAUCAACAAUCUCAACAACAACAACAACAACCACAACAAGAACAACAAUCAUCUAUUUUAUUGUUGGGUCAACCACAUCAACAACAUCAACACAUCUCUGAACAAGUCACAUUAAUGUUGGUUAUUAUUUCGUCGUUGACCAAGUUGGCAGCACGUUGGCCAGAAGCAACUAGUCGUGUCAUUCUAUGUCUUUUAAAGGUUCAAAGUUACCACCAAUACUUUGAUCCUCAAGUCAUUCAACGUUCUAUUGAAUGCGUGCAACUAUUACAAUUCCCAAGUUUCUCUAGUGCACUCUAUGAUUACAAUCGUUAUCAUUAUAAUAAUAUUAAUAAUAAUGAAACUAGUACUGGUUCACUUUCAUACAUCAAUUCUAUUUCUCAUGAUAAUCAUAGUUCUCUAUCAUUUUUAUUAAUUGAUGGAAAUAAAUAA
Cavenderia fasciculata is the source of this 2658-nucleotide messenger RNA. RefSeq lists its product as uncharacterized. Lineage: Eukaryota; Evosea; Eumycetozoa; Acytosteliales; Cavenderiaceae. Bases 1 to 2658 code for a protein of 885 amino acids. The record is from RefSeq and is a predicted model, not a curated record. Gene Ontology annotation, cellular component: AP-5 adaptor complex. The transcript has 6 exons.